Messenger RNA from Tarenaya hassleriana, 894 nucleotides. RefSeq lists its product as uncharacterized. The record is from RefSeq and is a predicted model, not a curated record. Bases 101 to 628 code for a protein of 175 amino acids. NCBI's taxonomy places the organism in Eukaryota, Viridiplantae, Streptophyta, Magnoliopsida, Brassicales, Cleomaceae. The transcript is spliced from 4 exons.
CAUUGGACGAAGGCUGAAGGCUCUGCGAACGCGGGAAAAGUAGCAGACGACGAGUUUGAAUCGGGAGAGAUUGACAGACAGAGAGAGAGAGAGAGAGAGAAUGGACGAUUCAGGUGCGAUUCUCUGUCAGAUCUCCAUUUUCAAGGACAUGCUUGAUCAGGUCAAUGAGGAGAUCGAGGCGAACAUUCAGGUGACUCGAGAGAUUGAGUCGGAGAUCGUCAAGUGUUCUGAGACGGAAUCGGUUCUCUAUCUAAAGGAAUCGGAGUUGACCAGAUCAUUCCUCGCUUCCCAGUUCGAGAUCAACGGCUUGAUCUCCGUAACAGGCGAUUCGAGAAAAUUUUGGCAACUACUAGAGGAAGAGAUCUGUUGUCUGAGUAAAAAACGAGAUAAGCUGGUUAGAAGGAUUGACGAGAAACGUGAAGGGUUCGUGAAGAUGUGCGUGGAAUUCCAAAGAGAGAUCACUGCGGGUCAAAAUGACGAAUUAAGGGGUUUAUUUUCUGAGAAAGAGUUGCUGGAAAACCAAGUUCGAAUGUUGGAAGAGAAGAGCAAAGCUGUGAAGAACUCCAUUUUGGCUUACAUGGAGGAUGAGAUGGGGAGCCUACUGUCUGAGGAGUUCAUGGAAAAGUGAAGUUUCAACACUCAAGACAAUAAAACAGUGCUCAAAGGUAAGCAAUAGCUGCUUGAUUCUUUCCAAACCCAUCAUCACUCUUGUCUCAUAUUCAGUAAUACAAAGAAGAGAUACAUGCCCCCAAAGCCAAAAGAAUACUUUUUUUUUUUUUUUAAAUGGAUUUGCCUAUCAAGAGAGACAAUGGAUUUGUCCAUCAAAAGGCCAGAAGAUCAGUAAUCUACAAAAUACGUCUUACCAAAAUAGAGGAAAUAUUUGGUCGGUGAAAG